This is a messenger RNA of Nymphaea colorata (pocket water lily), 815 nucleotides long. Its product is annotated as probable LRR receptor-like serine/threonine-protein kinase At3g47570. Gene Ontology annotation, biological process: protein phosphorylation. The coding region runs from base 189 to 815 and encodes 208 amino acids. Gene Ontology annotation, molecular function: ATP binding; protein kinase activity. NCBI's taxonomy places the organism in Eukaryota, Viridiplantae, Streptophyta, Magnoliopsida, Nymphaeales, Nymphaeaceae. The record is from RefSeq and is a predicted model, not a curated record. The transcript is spliced from 2 exons.
UUCAGUGUAUAAAGGAAUUUUAAUAGAUGGAACAACAGUGGCUGUUAAGGUCCUAAACUUGUUUUUUGGUGGAGAAUAAAAAAGUUUUGACAUUGAAUGCAAUGUGAUGUAUCAAAUUAGACCGAAACAUUCUUAGAGUCAUCACAUCUUGCUCAAGUGCAGAUUUCAAGGCUUUAGUACUCCAAUACAUGCCCCUUGGGAGCCUAGAAGUCUGUCUACAUUCAGGUGGCCAUCACUUGAGUAUCUUCCAAAGAUUGGAUGUCAUGAUUGAUGUUGCUUGUUCUCUAGAAUAUCUUCACCAUGGUCGUUGGGAGACUAUAGUUCAUUGUGAUCUAAAGCCAAGUAAUGUUCUUCUAGAUGAGAACAUGACAGCACAUGUUGGUGACUUUGGCAUUGCAAAGAUGCUAGUUGUUCACAAAUCUUCAACUCUUACAAGCACCCUUGGAACCACCGGAUACAUUGCGCCAGAAUUCAGGGCGGAUGGAAAGGUGUCAACCAAAGCAGAUGUCUACAGCUACGGGAUUCUUCUACUUGAGGUAUUUGCCAGAAGGAAGCCCAGCGAUGAACAUUUUGAUGGUGACUUUACUUUGAGGCAGUGGGUGGCUGAAGCGUUUCCGCUUGCAAUUUCAGAUGUCAUCAAUGGUCAUCUUCUGAAGCAAAAUAACUGUGAAAUUUUUAGAAAUGAGCUUCUUCUCAUGAUCAUGGAGACAGGGUUGUUCUGUUCAAGGAAAGCACCAACAGAGAGAAUCGACAUGAAAGAGGUCAUCGUCAGGCUUAAAAGUAUACGACGGAAGGCUUCCCUUUUGGAAGAAUGA